GCCCCGAGCGGGGCCGGGACAUGGCGGGGGCGCCGCGGGGAGAGGUACUGAAGUCCCGGGCUCGGUGCAGAGAGCUGGAGCAGCAGCUGGAAGCAGCAGGGGGAUCCCUUCCAGGGAAGUGGGAAGCCACAGAAGACGACAGCCUGGAGAAAGCACUGCUUCAUUUGGAAGAGGAGAAGCAAAGGUUUGAGAAUCUGGCAGAAGUGAACACUGUCCUGCGUGAGCACCUCAAUAAAGCGAAUGAGGUUAAUUCUGCCCUUAAAGAAGAUGUUGGAAAACUGAUGGCGGAUUGGAUGAGGGCCCGAGAGGAGCUGGAAUGGAAGGAAAGUGAGUGGCGCAGUGAACGAGAGUUUUAUGACAGCCACUUCAGGGGUGAACAGAACCGUCUGCUCAGCCUGUGGCGCCAGGUGCUGAACUUCCGCCGCCGCUUCCUGGAGAUGAAGACGGCCACUGACCGAGAUUUGUCAGAGCUGAAGGCAGAGCAAAUGAGGCUUUUUGGAUCUCUACUUGUGCACUGCUCCCGCCUGAACUGUGCUGUGCGGCUCUGGGAGCCCCUCACUCUGGGGAGACGCAUCCUGAAGGAUGAGGCCCAGCAGCAGGCGGGACAGGGAAGAAGGCAGAAGGCUCAGGAGCUGAUGAACUUAGAAGUGAAGGAAGACCCAGAGAAGAAGGAGCUUCAAGACAGGGUGCUGGAGCUCUCAGCCUUGCUUGUACAGUCUCAGAAGCAGAAUGAGGAGAAGGAGAAGACCAUGAAAACACUUAACGACACUCUGGAGAUUCUAGGAGCAAGUCAGCUGGAGAGAGAAUAUGAGGCUUCAUUGACCAAAAGUGCCAAAGAAGAGAAUCUUUUCCUCCAAAAGCUGAUAAAAGAUAUAACUGAGGCGGUGUUAGAUGGCAGCGGCAGCAUGGUCAGCAUUAUCUGCACUGACAGUUCCCAGUAUGCAGAGUCUAGCAGCAUCCUCUCUUGUCGGGGUUCCAUUGAUGCAGAGCAUGCCUUUGUACUGGUGCAGGAAGCACUGGCGAGGAGGCGAGGAGCAACACAGGCCCUUCAAGAAGAGCUUUCUGCCAGGCAGGACUCUAUCAAUUUCCUGCAACAGCAGCACAGACAGCAGGAAGAGAAGUGCAGGAAGCUGCAGCAAAGGGUUGAGCAACUGGAGGAGGAAUACAAGACAUCCUGCAGCCACCAGCAGCACCUCCAGUCUCUGGUAGAAGCUCUCAGAAGUGACUGUGCAAACCUUGAGAAAACCCAGGAUGAGCUACAGCAACAGCUUGAAGUGACGGAGCAAGAAGCCUCGCGUCUGCGCCGAAGUAACACUGAGCUGCAGCUGAGGGAAGAUUCAGCCCAGGGAGAAAAGUUAGAGCAGCAAGAAGCGAUGGAGAGAGUACGUUGUGACCAUGAGCUCCUCCUGAAGGACUUAAGUGCACUUGAAGGAAAACAUAAUUUGUUGCAGAGUGAGUUGGUAACUGCGAGAGAAGCACUGGAGGAAUCGCACCUUCAGAGGGAUCUGCUGCAGCAAGAGAAACACGAGCUGACCAUGGCCCUGGAGAAGGCAGAGCAGUCAGUGUCAGAGCUGACGGGGGCUCAGAAUAAGCUGAAUGCUGAAAUAGCUGAUCUACGUGCUGCGACAGCCAACAUGAGCAGCAUCAAUGAAGCUCUUGCGCUGGAUAAAGUGCAGCUGAACAAGCUUCUGCUGCAGCUGGAGCAACAGAAUGAAGUUCUGUCAGGGAAAGUGGUCGAGAUGGAGAGAGCAAAGAUCUCUGACCAGGAGAAGCUGCACUUGUGUGAAAGAACAAAUGAAGAGCUCUGCGCAGAGAAAGCUCACCUGGAGGUGCUGCUGAAGAAAGCAGAAGAGCAAGAGGAGGGGCUGCGGGUAGAGCUGAUGGGACUGGCAGAGGAGAAGAAAGAAACCCAAGAGAAACUCCAUCAAGUGUCCCGGCAGCAGGAGUCGUCGAGCCGUGGGCUGGAGGAGCUGCGCCAGGAAUCCUCUCGCCAGGCGCACGCCCUGGCCAGGGUAUCCAAGGAGAAGGAGUUGGUGCUGCAGGAGAAGGCUGCCCUUGAGGUGCGACUGGCAGCCACGGAGCGGGACAGACAAGGCCUUUCCGAGCAGCUGGCAGAGGCCAGGUCAGGAAAGGAGAGCAUGGAAUCCAGCCUGUUUGAGGCUCAGCAGCGCUUAUCUCGGCUGGAGAUCGCCAGGAGUCAGCUUGAAAUCCAACUUCAUGCAGUCACGCAGGCCAAGGAGGUGGUGCAGGGAGAAGUGAAGUGCCUUCAAUCAGAACUGGAAGCAGAGAGAGCUUUCCUGAGGCAGGAACAGGAAAACAUGACGCAGCAGCUCUUACUGACAGAACAGCAGUAUGACAACAGCCUCAGACUUCAGCAAACGGAGCAUGAAAUGGAACUAAACAAGCUUCUGCAAGACUUGGACAUCACAGAGAAGCUGCAGGCAGAGCUGCGGGAAAGUCAGAGUCAGAUCAAGGCAGUGGAGAAUAGACACAAGCAAGAAAUCAAAACCAUCAAAGAGGAGAUGAAUGUCCUUCUUCAGCAGAGGGAUGCUCUGCAAAACCAGGUGGAAGAGUUGACGGCUCAGCUAGCAGCCUUUGAAGAGUCCCAGCAAGUGGUUUGCCACAAAGCUCAGCAAGAUCUGAGUGAGGCACAGGAGCUGUCAAGGCAGAAGACACUGGAGGUUGUGCACCUCCAGAAGAUCCUGGAGGAGAAGAUGAGUCAAUGGGAAGAGGCAGAAAAUCAGAACAAGGAGCUGCAAGCGUGUCUGCAGUCCUUUGAGGAGGAAAGGAGUCGAUGGGAAGAGGUGAAGCAUCACACCGUAGAGGUUGAGGCUUCGUUGAAGGUCCUUGAGAGUGAAAAUGCCAGACUGAUUCAGUCUCUGGAGGAGAAGGAACUGAACCUCAGAACCCUGGAAGAAAACAACCUUGCCCAGCAGAAAGAGGUGUUUCAGCUUGUUUCUGCCAUUGAACAGGCCCGGCAGCAACAUUCAGAUGACAGAAGAGAAAUAGAAGAGCUCAACAACCAGGCACAGUCGCUGCGGGAAGAAGUGCUGAAGAAGGAGGCUGGUCUGGCAACUCGAGAGAAGCAGCUGCUCCAGGAUCUGGAGGAGUCCCGAGCAGGCGAACUGUGCUUGAGGGACGCUGUGCGCACGCUGGAGGAUGAGGUGUCUGAAUUGCAUUUGCGGCUUUGCAGUGCAGAUAGCAGGGCAAAAUCCUUGGCCGCAGAGUGUGAGCAGGCAAACAGCGCCCACUGCGAAGCCCAAUCCCAGCUGGACCAACUGCGCUUGGUUGUCCACUGCGUGGUCUGUGACAGCAGAGAUUUAGUUCCUUGGAGUUCAGAGCAGGGUCAUGUCUGGGACCAAACUGUUUCUCAGGCCAAGGACCUCCCUGCAGAGCUCACAGUGGACAGAGUGGCAGUGGCCCUACAAGACCUACGUCAGCAUGUGCAGCAGGCUCGGCAAGAUCUGAAUGAUGCGAAGAGAAAGAUACAGGACUUGGAGCUGGAGCUGAGUGAGAUGCAAACUGAAAGGGACCAUCUCAGUGCCCAGAAUCAGGAGCUGCAGGAACAGCUGGCUCGAAGCCAGGAAGAGACACAGAUGCUGGAACACAAGAACUCUCUCCAGGCUGCUCUGCAGGAAGAGGCUGCUGCUCUAAAGGAGGAGGCUCAGACUCUACAGCAAGAGGUGGUGUCUUUGGAAAGGGAGCUCGAGAGUGCUGAGAAACAGAGGAAGGAUGUCCUGCACGAACGGGACAGCCUGGAAGCACUGAAAGAAAAGCUGCUCUGCGAGAUAAACCUUCUUCAGGAAUCGGCUGCAGCCUCUGAAAUCCGAGCAAAUGCAGCAACAGAUAUGAAUCACUCCCUUGAACAAGAACUGCAGACCACACUGUCUGUCUUAAAAAUUAAAAGUGAGGAAGUGGAAAUGCAGCAGGAGAAACUCCAGAUGCUGCAGAAAGAGGCAGCAGAAGCAAAAGCUUUGCAGGAGACUCUCACUCACAUGACUGCUGUCCUGUUGGAAAGAGAGGGAGAAGUGAAGUUAUACCAGGAACAGGUGAGAAUACUGGAAAAGCAGGAAGAAGUGCAUAAAACUACUCUUGAUCAGGCUCUUAAGGACAUAACAGAGAAAAAGCAGAAGACAGAAUCCCAGCAAGAACAGAUACGGGAGCUGGAGAAGCAGGAAGAAAAACAAAGGAUUGCUGUGAGCAAGAUAAGCAAAGAGCUGGAGGAGAGAGACCAGGAGAUCAGAUCACAACAAGAACAGAUAAAGGAGCUGGAGAAGCAGCGAGAAAUGCAGAGGACUGCUGUAAGCCAGAUGAGAAAAGAGCUGGAGGAGAGAGACCAGGAGAUCAGAUCACAACAAGAACAGAUAAAGGAGCUGGAGAAGCAGCAGGAAACACAGAGGACCGUUGUGAGCAAGAUGAGCAAAGAGCUGGAGGAAAGAGACCAGGAGAUCAGGUCCCAGCAAGAACAGAUAAAGGAGCUGGAGAAGCAGCGAGAAACGCAGAGGACCGUUGUGAGCAAGGUGAGCAAAGAGCUGGAGGAGAGAGACCAGGAGAUGAGGUCCCAGCAGGAGCAGAUAAAGGAGCUGGAGAAGCAGCGAGAAAUGCAGAGGACUGUUGUGAGCAAAAUGAGCAAAGAGCUGGAGGAGAGAGACCAGGAGAUCAGGUCCCAACAAGAACAGAUAGAGGAGCUGGAGAAGCAGCAAGAAACACAGAGGACUGUUGUGAGCAAGAUGAGCAAAGAGCUGGAGGAGAGAGACCAGGAGAUGAGGUCCCAGCAGGAGCAGAUAAAGGAGCUGGAGAAGCAGCGAGAAACGCAGAGGACCGUUGUGAGCAAGAUGAGCAAAGAGCUGGAGGAGAGGGUCCAGGAGACAGAAUCCCAGCAAGAACACAUACAGGAGCUGGAGAAGCAGCAAGAAAAACAAAAGAUUGCUGUGAGCAAAAUGAGCAUAGAGCUGGAAAAGAGAGACCAGGAGAUCAGAUCCCAACAAGAACAGAUACAGGAGCUGGAGAAGCAGCAAGAAACACAGAGGACUGUUGUGAGCAAGAUGAGCAAAGAGCUGGAGGAUAGGGUCCAGGAGAUCAGAUUCCAGGAGGAGAAAAUAAUGGUUCUAGAACAACACAGUACGUCACAAGUGAGAAAUCUGCUUGUGGAUAUUGAUUGUAUGAAAGGCAACUUGAAGGAGAAAAACAUGGAGCUUGUGUCUCUGAGUCAGCAGAUCCAAGAACUGGAAAAGGAGAGAGAAGAGGUGCAAUUUCUGCGUGCAAGCCUUGAACACCUGAGAGCAGCUCUUAAGGACAGAGAGAGUGAGUGUGAUUCUCAAAGGGAUCAGUUAAGAAUCUUCCAGCAGUACAAGGAGCAGCAGGAGGGGCGCCUGCAAGAGCUUCACGGUGAAGUAGAAAAAAAGACCCUUUCUUUAUCUAAAAAAGAUGAAGAGCUUGAGUGGCAACAAAAGCAAAUCCAGGAAGCCAGAGAAGCCAUGGAAACACAGCUAAGGAGUGUCCAUCACCAGCUGGAGCAGAGCUUAGAAGCCCUAAAAGAAAAGGACAGACUCCUCGACAUCCAAGAGCAACAAAGAAGGAGCCAUGAGGAAAAAACAGAAGAACAGAUGAAUGCCUUACAGAGAGACUUAGAAUACACUGAGGCGAUACUGAAAGAAAAGGAUUUCAUGAUUGAAUCACAGAGGGAAGCGAUUGAGAUCUUCCAGAAACAAGAACAAGACUCAGAACAGCAGAAGGAAAUCCUGCAGCAUCUUCAAGUGGCACUAAAGGAACGAGAGCAAGAAAUUGCAUCUCUCCAAAAGCAACUUGAGGCAUGCAAGGAAAAAGAAGAGCAGAAUGAAGCUGAGCAGGCAAAUCUUCAAGCAACAAAACUGACUCUGGAAGAAAGAGAAACAAAGAACAGGAUUCUGGAGGAGGCUCUCUCUAAACUUCAGAAGCAAAAGGAGGAGGCAGUGAUACAGACUAAAGCUCUAUUGCAAAAACUAGAAGAUGCUGAGUCUUCUCUAGGAGCUAGAGAUCAAGAGAUGAUGUCCUUGCAAAAGCGUGUCCAGGACCUUCAAGAGCAGAAGGAGUUAGAAGGCAAGCAGGCCAGGAGUCUACAGCAGAAUCUCGACAAAAUGAGGCAAAGAGUGAAGACAACCCAUUUGGAGUUCCUCAGGCAGACAGGGCAACUGAAUGGGUUCCAGCGCCGUGAAGAGAGCAUGAGAGCAGCGCUAACAUCGUGCCAGAAGCAGGUGAAUCUGCUUGAAGAAGCAGUGAGGAAGAGAGAUGAAGUCAAUAAAACUCUUAGGCAAAAACUGCAGUGCCAAGAAGAAGAACUGAAGAACUUGCAGAAUCUCCAGCUUAGGCAGACGGAGAAGAAUGAUGAGGCUGGACAACACAGAGAGCCAAAGGAGCUCCUGGAAGAAGCCUUGCCUGAGAAGGGGGAAGAGACCAAGACUCAAGCUGAGCAAAAUGAGUUAGAAGAGGAAAUGAGAGCUCUUCAGGAAAACCUCCAGUGUGUUCAGCAGACUCUGACAAAGAAGGAUGAAGAGAUCAAGUCCCAGAGAGACAGACUUGGCUUUUUAGAGAAGACAUUGAUAGGGAGAGAAGAAGAGCUUGGGCGGCAGAGUGAACUCCUGAAACAAUUAACAUCAGCUUUGCAAUGGAAAGAUGGAGUAGAGACCCUGAAGACACAACUCCAGAGACUCCAGAAAUGGGAGGAAGAGGAAGCAGAGAAGAGGAAAGUUCUCCAGGAGAGAGACAGCCCCUUGAAAAGGCAGGAGGAGCCAACCCAACAACUGGAAGAGGAGCAGGAAGCAAAGAGGGGAGAAUUUGAGCAUGGUAUUGCUAUUUCGAAACAGAAUGAAAGCAGAGAAAACUGGAAAGAGAAAGCACAAACCCUGACUCUUGCCCUUACCAAGAGUGAAAUGGCCAAUGGAACUCUGAGGGAAGAAAUAGCCAUCCUGCGGAGCAGAGUUUCAGAGAGGGACAAGGACCGCUUUCAGUUUCAGGCUCUUGCAGAACGCGAGCAGCAAUCCUGGCUCUCGGAGAAGAGAAUCCUGUCGCAGCAGCUGGAGUUUCUGCAGCGAGCAGUCACAAGGCUGGAAGAUGAGAAGACGGAGCUGAAGCACUACAAUGCUGAGCUGAGGAGGACUCUUGAGCAGGUGGAACGUGAGCGGAGGAGACUGAAGAGAUAUUUCAGGGAGCAGUCGCUGCCAGAUGCCUCCGGAUUUUCUGUCUCUGACCAGCACAAGAUGCCUCCUUCCAGACAGGCAGAGUCUCACGCGUGCUGCAGCCGCUUGGCUGAGUUACAGAACCAGGUCUCCCUUCUGCAGACGCAGCUGGCGCAGGAGCACAAACACAAGCAGGACUUCAUUGAGCGCUGUACAAAGACCAGCCAGGAGCUGUCAGACCUCCACCAAGAGCUGUCCUGCUCCUUAGCGGCUGUGGUCAGGGAGCCCAAGGCUGCUGUCCUGGAGGCCGAGACGCAGAGGCUGGACCAGUCUCUGAGCAUUCUCUUGACACCGACAUCUCUGGAUCAGUCUCCUGUGCAACAGCCAUUGCAUUCAACACCCAGAGCCGCCGGCAGCGCUGCCCUGAGAUGCAGGUUUCUCCUGUCUUUGGCACCACCUUUCCCUACGGACUGCUGGUACCCAAGAAUCCAGGCUUCGAAGUUCCACACCAACAACACCCUGGGUGGCAUCUGGGAACAAGGCAACUUUGGAGUUAAAAUGAGGAAGGGAAGGAGGAGUUUAAAUGUCCAGGGAAAUUGUGGCUGCCUCAUCCCUGGAGGUGUUCUGGGCCAGGUUGGAUGAGGCUUUAAGCAGCCUGAUCCAGUAGGAGGUGUUCCUGCCCAUGGCAGAGAGGUGACACUGCAUGGGCCCUUCCAACUGAGGUCCCUUCCAACCCAAACCAUUCUAGGAUUCUGUGAAGUAGUCGGUGACCUCUAUGACAGGUCCCCACUUACUGCCUGCUUUGAUGUCCAGAAGCCUCUGCACUCUCUUUUAGACCAUUAUAAAGUACACGUGCACCAAAAGAACCAUAGACAGUAAAUGUAACACUCCAGCAGUGCUGAAAGAACUUACACUUACGGGAUGUCAUAAAGAAAAUCCGUUUCUUUCAACCGCAAAAAGCAGCCGGUGACACGCACUACACACACAAAUGCAAAGAUGCAACAAUGUCUACAGAUAAAGGCUUAAAAUAAUACUCUGUUACUCUAGAUUUUCCACAAAAUAUUAGUGGAUCAAUGCCUCUCCCAAGGUAAACAGUGUUACAGGUGCAGCUCAUUACAAUUCAGUCACAAGAUCAUUCAUCAGUAAUAGCUUCCCCACAAUUUAAUGCAAUUUUCUUCCCUGCAAUUUGUCUUUUCACUAUUGUACUUGCUUGGUCUCUAAAACUCAGUAAGUCACAAGAUGACAAAAAUGUGUCCUUUUAAAAGAAAUACACAUAUAUUUUCUGACUACAAAACAGAUUCCUGAAAUAUUUUAUUACCUUUCAGGUCUCAGUUUCAUGGUAACUUUACUUAAAUAUCAACUACUUUUAAGCAUUCCUAAUGGAAUUUUAGCUCAGAACAUUUUAGCAGCUCACUGAGUACAAAACACACUGCUCUUCGAAAACCAAACCAAUAUUCCUAUCUCAGUUUGUAAAGCUGCUUUCCCCCUCCUCCUUUGUUAUUCAAGAUUAUGCUUCCGAGAGUCACCACCACAGGAGAUACUAAUCUUGUCUUCUAUAUUUAUUUCUGCUUUUUAAAAAACCUAUCUAACACCUUUUAUAAACUUAACACGUUUUUAAAAGCAUUGUGGUUUUGUAUCAUUCUUAAGUAAACGUUUUAACCUCUCUAGUCACAUAAAAAGGAGUAAUUUUUCUGCUAAAUGUUUUUUACUAUAGCAGAAGCAAAAAAAAAAUUAAUUCAAUUUGUCUUUUUAUCUUUCCCUUCUAACUUCUUGGGAAAGAGAAUUGCCUGCAGUACUGAAACAAAUGGUAUACAUCAACCAACAUUCUAGGGUCCUGCUUUUAUAAAAGUACAGAGUCACAAUGCUUUAGAUCUAAGGGUUUUUUUAAAUGAUAUAUUAAAAUAUUUUUAACAAGCAAUUCCAAAACAAUUACAGUCUAGAGACUCCAGACCCUUUUUACUUGCUGCUCUCUGGAGAGGAAUCUGCAAAAGAGCAGCCAAGGAGGACUCAAAGAGUAUGGAUGUUGAAUAGGUGACUGCCAAUGUGUACAUGGAAGGCUGUACGUAGGAAUGGUCUGGAAUCGUUCAGCUUGGAGCAACAAAACAAGGACAGCUAGAAAAAUGCACGAGCAUUAACUUCUUUAAAGCAUUCAAUCCUCAACAUUAACCUUUACAUCAAAUUUCAGGUAUGACUACAGAAGAAUUAUGUGGUAGUAAAUAGAAGGCUACAUUUGCCAACUUCAUGUUAUUGUAGCACUGAACUCUUUAUGUUUUCUAACUAAACAAGGUACUAGAGAGAGAAAGCAUUAGUAAGGGGAUUUUUGCUGAUUACUUUUAAUCACUUAUUUGAAAGGUUUCAGUGGAAUUCACUGAAGCCAUUUUAUUUGUAACAGCAUUCAAGACUGCCACAUUGGUACUUCAAGCUAGAAUAAUUAAAAACAGCAAAAAGGGAAUGUAAGAUGCUGUGCAGAAUAUUCAAUGAACCAGAAAGGCUACUGCAUUAUCAAAUCAUUAUUUGUGUAUCUAAAUUACAGUAAAAACCCCAGUACUGCUCUGCAACUGAUAUAUUCUGUUUUCCAAUGCGGCUGUUAGUAAUAAGCUCACACCUUUUUCCUGACAUAAGUGAAAAUCAAACACAUUGUAUUGCUAU
Molecule: messenger RNA, 9803 nt
Organism: Cuculus canorus (common cuckoo)
Lineage: Eukaryota; Metazoa; Chordata; Aves; Cuculiformes; Cuculidae
Gene: CEP250
Product: centrosomal protein 250
Exons: 30
Coding region: 21-7796 (2591 amino acids)
Source: RefSeq, a predicted model, not a curated record